AAUAAACAAAUAAACAAAUAAAAUAAAAAAAUCGCUUGUGUUAAUUAAAUCUAAUAUUAAUUGCACACGUCAUCAUCAGAUUGAUUAAAUUAAAAUCCAUUUUUGUGUUAACAAUGAAGCAAAAUAUUAAUGACAGUUGACAAGGGACAAAGGAAUCUGUUAAAUGGUUACACUAUCACGAUUAUGCGGAAUUCUGCGUUUUAUCCAAAAUGAAAAGUCAUAAGUGGAAAAGUUGAAUUAUGAUUUUUUUUUUGUUGGUUUCUUUUUUUUUAAUCUGACCAAACAGAAUGAAUUGACGAAAAGGAAAGAACUAAGGAUUGGCCGUAAUAUUGUGGGUGUAUGCUCGAUCGGUAAAUGCUAUGAUUGACUGCUCUCUGUAUUUAUGGACAGGUCUAAGCGAUUUAUUAAGUGGUAACGAUAAAGACAUCGCAAUACAAUGGCCAGAGUGGACAAUUAACAGUGUGGAAUGCGAACGACGCACGUAUGCUUGCCGAGAAGAGCUCAAAAGUUCUAAACAUAGAUGAAAAGGAUCGUGAACUAGCUGAUUCGUGGCACUCAUGGGGUAUAACCGUGCUCGGAUCCUAAUGUCGAAUUGACCUUUGCAUGUAAAAAUGCCCAUCCGCCGAUUGAUUGUUGAUGCUUUGUAAAGAGAACAUGGCUUGACGAGAAUCUUGGCCUCAAAAAAGUUUUAGUAAUUUACUCCGAUCAUUUUCCUAUGAAACUUCUUCCCAAAGUACCAGGGAUUAAGGUCCUGAUGUUAAGACGUGGCAGAAACAUUUGAAUAGAAAUCUUCAGGGUAUAUCCGCCCAAAGCCGAAGCUGCGCCACUCGUUUACGGCAAUGGUAAUUAAGUUCGAAAACAACACGCCCUGGAAUACGGCAUUGAGCGCGAGGACGUGAGGAAAAUGUUCCUCCACUGCUUACGACUAUUAAGAAAGUAUUCCUGUGCUUGUGCGCAGAAGCAGAUCAACAACACAACAAAAGGUUCUGCAAAACUGAAAGCAUUGUGUUCGGGCUUAAGCCUAGGAAAUCGUUGCGACGCAAGAGACUUUUUGGCAAACUUAAGGGCCAAACAUUACGCAGCCUAAUACGACAGUUUUGGCCGUGGGUUUUGAAAAUCUUUUUCGCACACAAAACAGCAUUACAUUUAUUGUUACAAGAUUUGAAAACUGCUGCCAAGGAGCAAAAAUAAUCUAUCAGCUAAGGAUAACAAUGGAAUGUUGCGUGUUCGUCGUGGGAAAGCACCAGAACUUAUAUGCAUUUAUUAAAUCGCGUCAAUUUGCGACGGACAAGCAUUUACCUUUUUCGCCUUUUUCCUGAGUAUUUUUCGCUUCUCCAUCGUGUGCUAAGCAUUUCCUAAUACAAAACAAAACAGACGCUGAGACGUAAAAAAAAGAUCAUCAAUCGUUUUAGAUGAUCGGCUAAAUUUUGUUGAGUAUAAAAUCUAUUCAUUACACUCAUGUCUCUCUAUACAAUUUAUUCAAGUUGUUUAAGAGCUGAACAAACAAAGCAAAGUUAGAAGCUCUGCUUAAUCAAACACUAGAAAUGCAAUAUGAACAAUGAUUUAAGUCAAGCAGUUAGUUUCAAUGGUCAAGCGGCUUAAGAAGUUCUAAAUGCAAAGCGGAAGUUGCCGAGUAAUAAAGAAAUCAUCGAUAGUUUUAGUUAAUCGGUUCAAUAAUGAAAUUAAUCUGCCGUCUAUGGCAGUUAUAUGUUAUGACCAUUGCAGUCGUAAAUGCUGGCGAAUGUGCUCUUAACACCGAAUGCGUAUCGAUUGCCAAUUGCCCCUCUAUCCGAGAUAAUUUCAAUACAAUCGAAGCGAUACCCUACUGCGAUUUGGAUCGGCGCGGUACAAAUGUAUGCUGCUUGAAGCUACCGCAAAAUUAUACAAAACCGAAAGACGUUGAUUUGCCCAUUGUAAGAGAGUGCAGGUCUUAUAGUAGUCUACCGAGAACAUGUUACAAACCUUACGUAGUUGGUGGCACAAUAGCAGAACCAAAAGAGUUACCUUUCAUGGCAUUGUUAUACCGCAAAGAGGCAGACGAAUUCAAUCAAAUUUGUGGCGGUACUUUGAUUAGCAAACGAUAUGUUUUAUCGGCCGCACAUUGUUUCUUUGACGGCGCCUCACCACCUAACUGGGUUCGUCUCGGAGAAUUGAAUUAUACCUCGACCGCAGAUGACGCUUUGCCGCAAGAUAUUGAAAUUAUAAAUUUUAUACCUCAUCACAAAUACCACACCACUGAAGUACAAACUAAAUAUAAUGAUAUUGCCUUGGUCAAGCUGGCAAAAGAGGCCGUCUUCAACGAUUACGUAAGUCCUGCCUGUCUACCUAUAGUGGAUGGUAAUGAGUUUUAUGAAUUUGUUGCUGCCGGUUGGGGUAGCGCAAGUUCUAAUACGAAAUCUUCAAGCCAUUUAUUUAAAGUGAAAUUGGAGCGUUUCGAUGAUGAAAAAUGUUUUCAAAUGAUCGAACGCAACGAGAAGUUGCGAGAAGGAGGCGUUGACAAUCGUACGCAGAUAUGUGCGGGCUCCUUUACCAGCAAUCAGGGAACCUGUUCCGGAGACUCCGGUGGACCACUUUUUGUCUAUCAUCCCGAAUUCCGAUGUCAAUUCCUUGUGGUAGGCGUUACGUCAUUCGGCGAAGGCAAUUGCGGUACCAGAGGCGUUCCAGAUGUUUACACUAAAGUUCAAUUAUAUACCGAUUGGAUACAAAGUAUCAUGAUCAGUUCAAUAAUGAAAUUAAUCUGGCUAUGUUCUAUGAUCAUUCCAGUUGUAAAUGGUACGUAUGCGAAACGGGAAAGAAAGUCUUCCGCGGAAAUAGAAAGUGCUUAUGUGUAUUGCUUUAAAACUAACGAAUGUGCUCUUAGCACCGAAUGCAAAUCCAUUGCCAAGUGUCCCUCUAUCCGAGACAAUUUCGAUUCGACCGAGGCGAAGCCUUACUGCAAUUUGGAUCGUCGUGGUACAAAUGUAUGCUGUGUGAAACCGCUGGAAACUUAUGCACAACCGAAAGAUAAUGAUUUGCGUAUUGUAAGAGAGUGCAAAGCCUACGACAAUCUACCAAGGACAUGUUACAAAUCUCUCAUAGUAGGCGGCGUAGAAGCGAAACCUAAAGAGUUUCCUUUCAUGGCAUUAUUAUACCGCAAAGAGGUGGACGUAUUAAAUCAAAUUUGUGGCGGCACUUUGAUUAGCAAAAAAUACGUUUUAACAGCCGCUCAUUGUUUCUUUGACACCAACUCUCCGCCUGAUUGGGUGCGUUUGGGAGAAUUGAAUUAUACCUCUAAUGACGAUGAUGCUAUGCUGCAAGAUAUUGAAAUUCGGAAUUUUAUACCUCAUCAUCAAUAUCACACAACGAAACUGGAAACUAAAUACAAUGAUAUUGCGUUGGUCAAAUUGGCAAGAGAUGCCGUCUUCAACGAUUACGUAAGUCCUGCCUGUCUGCCGCUAGUCGAUGGCAAUGAUUUCCAAGAAUUUUUAGCGGCCGGUUGGGGUAGCACGAGUUAUAACACGAAAUCUUCAACUCACUUAUUCAAAGUGAAAUUGGAACGAUUCGAUGAUGAAAAAUGUUUUCAAUUAAUCGAACGCAGCACCGAAUUGGAAAAGGGUGUCGACAGUCGUACACAAAUAUGUGCGGGCUCUUCUACCGGCAAUCACGGUACUUGCUCAGGAGAUUCCGGUGGCCCGCUUUUUGUUAAUCAUCCCGAGUUUCGCUGCCAAUUUCUUGUAGUGGGUGUUACGUCUUUCGGUGAAGGUGGUUGCGGUAAUAAAGGCUUCCCCGAAGUUUACACUAGAGUCAAACUAUAUAUCGAUUGGAUAGAAAGUAUCGUUUGGGAUUAAAUUAAAAGAAUAAUGAAGUUUUAAUAAAUGAUUUGCACAUAAAUAA
This is a messenger RNA of Glossina fuscipes, 3873 nucleotides long. RefSeq lists its product as uncharacterized. Gene Ontology annotation, biological process: proteolysis. Gene Ontology annotation, molecular function: serine-type endopeptidase activity. The transcript has 9 exons. Lineage: Eukaryota; Metazoa; Arthropoda; Insecta; Diptera; Glossinidae. Bases 1677 to 3827 code for a protein of 716 amino acids. The record is from RefSeq and is a predicted model, not a curated record.